Molecule: messenger RNA, 1998 nt
Organism: Prorocentrum cordatum
Lineage: Eukaryota; Dinophyceae; Prorocentrales; Prorocentraceae
Source: the annotation of a GenBank genome assembly
CCACGCGCAACACAUGUAAACGCGUCAUAACUCAUGUCACUUUGUGUGGAUCGUCAGCGCUCAAGUCUUGUAGGAGUAGUUGUGGGCCCCUUCUUGAGCGAGCCCCGCUGCCGCGAAUGCAGUACUUGUCUCCUCGCCCAUGUUGCUGUGCUCUGUUGAAGCAUGCAGGACGGCCAUCGCUUUCUUGGAGACCAUCUUGGCAUGUCACGACGAUCUUUGAAAUUAGAAACUCUUCAUCUGUCACGCCGAGCAAUUCACAGUCCGUUGCAGUCAAAUUGCAAGCGUGCGGUUUGAUGAAGAAGUCAGAUUUUCAGACACCCACGCGGUCCAAUGUGUUGGGCACCUUGGAUGAAGAACUGCGUCGCUUUCAAACAAAUGUUCAGAACUUACGCGCAGAUGUCGGACAUGUUGAGCUCGAUUUGGGCGCGAAGGCUUUGGUUGACACCACGCAGGGAGAGCACGAAAACGAAAAAGCGUUCGAAGAGUCUCUCAUGCGUGCCCUCAGCUCUGUUCUCAAAUUGACUUACAACCCCAAGGAAAAGUCAAUCACGCUGAUUGAUGACCAUGUGAGAAUUGUGAGGGUUGAGAUCUGUCAGCAAGUUACAACUGCAAAGCUGGGUUUGCAAGAGUUGCCGGUGCCCCUAGUGCGAAGCCCACUGCCAGCACGGACUUGUCAAUAAUUAUGAGUUGUAACGAUCGGAAGGCUUUGGUGGCCGUUGUUGAGCUCAAGGUGGCGGGUGGAGAAGGUCAAGAGCAGGCUCUUCUCCAAACAUUAGCGUAUGUUUUUGGCUUACAGAUUCCCUGCCUGGAGAAGAUGUGCGUGGACUAUGAUCAUGUUCUUACUGCUGUUGUGUUUGGCAAGAAGAGUGUGGAGCAAGCUCCGAGUUUCUUGGUGGAGGUCACAAAGCCCGACUUGUUUCAUGAAUGGUCUUAUUGCUGUCCUAUUGUUGUUCGAGAAGAUGCUCAGCAGGCGGCUGCGAUUGUCGUCCGCGUGCUUGCUCAAGGGCUUGAAAGAGCACUAACUUGCGUGAGCGCGAAACAAGCGCGCCAUGCGAAUCCGGUCAUGUCAGCCUCCACCACUCAGAUCGGAAUGGUACCAGUUGGGUGGAAGUUGCAGUUGUUGGGAACGCCAAUUCUGCAUUUCUUUGGGGACGGUGUGCAGAUCAACCAGGGAGUCUUGUUCAGCGCUGCUCUUGAUGAUGCCCAAAAGUUGGUCAACUACGUCUCGGAUAACUUUCAGCUUGCCGCGCUUCUCAGCAACAUUAAUAGUACGAUGAAACCUGAUGCUUGCAUGAUCAAGUUUCGGUGUCCUUUGCAUCGUCGUCUAAUCUCUGCAGACAAAUUCGGAAGAGCACAUGAGAGAUUGGGUUUGUCUCCAGAGACUUGCGACUUGUUUCCAUAUUUCCUUUACAGUUGCGAGGUCAAUGGUGUUACCGUCGCCAUCACGAAACGAUUGGAGUACACACCCCUGACGCCGGAAGCGUUGGCCGAAAACCCAAUGAUGCUGGUAAAUGUAAUUGACCAAAUCAGCGGUCUUCUAAACAUUAGGCUCACGCAUUGCGACAUACGAUUCCCCAACAUAUGUUUGCAUGGAAGCAAGGCAGUGCUGCUCGAUUUAGAGAGCUUGACGGAUCAACCGCCUUCUCGGUUACAUUACCCGAGAUCGAUGUACUUCACGUACCCGAAUGGCAGCGCCGAUCGUGCUGGCACUGCUGCAUGGCAGCUGAGUGUGUUGUUGUAUAAGGCGCAUGCUGUUCCUAGCAGUAAGGAUAUUGACAUGAAUCAAUUUCAAGAUUGGUUGAAGGCGCACAGUUGCCGCGUGCCCCUGUUUGCCGUGGCUUUAGAUGCUGAGCAGAGCUUGGCGCUUAAGGGUGAUUUUAGGCAGACAGCAUUGCACAGCCUCUCUGAGCUUCGCACCUUCAACCUUUUGACUUGUUAACUUGUCUUUGAGGUUGUGGAAAAGCGGUCAAAAGCCCCUAUCCUCACUCAUGUUCAUGC